AGGUUUUGACCAAGGAAAACAUUGUGGAACCUAUGAGAGACAUCAGGAGGGCUCUUUUGGAAGCUGAUGUUAGUCUCCCUGUUGUCAGAAGGUUUGUUCAGUCUGUUAGUGACGAAGCCGUGGGGACUGGCUUGAUUCGAGGAGUAAGACCAGAUCAGCAACUAGUUAAAAUUGUACGAGACGAGCUUGUGAAACUGAUGGGUGGAGAGGUCUCUGAACUGGUAUUUGCUAAAUCUGGACCCACCAUAAUACUAUUGGCCGGUCUACAAGGUGUUGGAAAGACAACUGUUAGCGCAAAGUUAGCUUUAUAUCUAAAGAAGCAGGGUAAGAGUUGCAUGCUGAUUGCUGGAGACGUGUAUAGACCUGCUGCUAUUGACCAACUUGUUAUUUUGGGUGAACAGGUUGAUGUGCCUGUUUAUGCAGCAGGAACAGACGUAAAACCUGCAGAAAUAGCCCGUCAAGGAUUAGAAGAGGCCAAAAGAAAGAAUGUAGAUGUAGUCAUAAUGGAUACAGCUGGACGACUUCAGAUAGAUAAAGCUAUGAUGGAUGAAUUAAAAGAGGUGAAACGGGUACUGAACCCCACAGAGGUUUUGCUUGUUGUGGAUGCAAUGACUGGCCAAGAAGCUGCAGCUUUGGUCACAACAUUCAAUCUCGAAAUUGGAAUUACUGGUGCCAUUAUGACAAAGCUAGAUGGGGAUUCUAGGGGUGGAGCAGCUUUAAGUGUCAAGGAGGUAUCAGGAAAGCCAAUUAAGCUCGUAGGAAGAGGUGAACGUAUGGAGGACCUUGAACCUUUCUAUCCUGACCGCAUGGCUGGACGUAUUUUAGGGAUGGGAGAUGUUCUGUCGUUUGUUGAAAAAGCCCAAGAAGUUAUGAAACAAGAAGAUGCAGAAGAUUUGCAGAAGAAGAUCAUGAGUGCAAAAUUUGAUUUCAAUGACUUCCUGAAGCAAACUCGUGCAGUUGCUCAAAUGGGUACCAUGUCCCGCGUUCUCGGAAUGAUUCCUGGCAUGGGAAAGGUUACUCCUGCACAAAUUCGAGAGGCAGAGAAGAGCUUAAUAAUAAUGGAGUCAAUGAUAGAAGUCAUGACACCAGAGGAGAAGGAGAAACCAGAACUGUUAGCAGAAUCUCCUAGUAGAAGGAAACGUAUUGCUCAAGAGUCCGGGAAAACUGAGCAGCAGGUGAGUCAACUUGUUGCUCAACUUUUUCAAAUGCGUGUACGUAUGAAGAAUUUGAUGGGUGUUAUGCAAGGUGGUUCCAUACCUGCACUGAGUAAUCUUGAGGAGGCACUUAAAACUGAACAGAAGGCUCCUCCUGGUACUGCAAGGAGGAAGCGAAGGUCAGAAUCAAGAAAGCAAUUUGCAGACUCGGGAUCAACUAGACCUGGCCCUCGUGGUUUUGGGGCCAAGAACUAAAAUAUAGGACUAUAUGUCAAUCAAAUUUUUGAAGAGCUAGCAUCUUUGACUGGCUAUUUAUGAGUACUCACUAGAACACAGAGUUUGAGUUUGAGUACAAUUUCCAGCAAGAGAAUUGUGAAGACUCUCUCAUUUUAUGAAAGCAGAGCAAAAAGGAAAUGAUUAGGUGGCCUUGGUUGGAGAUAGGAGAUGAAAAGAAUUCCUUGAUUGUAAUGUAGGGAAGAGAAGUUCUUGACAUGAUUAUAGUACAUUGUAUGCAUUCUCAACAAUGUAGUGUUAUCCCCCUUCUUGUGUAACUCUUGCCUUUCUACUGUAUCUACAGAUUUGAUUUCUUCACAUAUCAACCUGUGGUCUUGGAUUA
Nicotiana tabacum (common tobacco) is the source of this 1770-nucleotide messenger RNA. The record is from RefSeq and is a predicted model, not a curated record. NCBI's taxonomy places the organism in Eukaryota, Viridiplantae, Streptophyta, Magnoliopsida, Solanales, Solanaceae.